AUGUCUUCAGAUGGCACUCAGGGACCCGUGCUUGUCCACGGAAUCAAGGCGGACAACCCAGCUAGACCUCCUGUGCGCAUGGAAGUACGUGACAUGAUGAAGGACCACCCUGAUCAGUGGAACCUAUAUCUCUUGGGGUUGGAGAGGUUCCAAAACUCGGUGAAGGAGGACUCGCCUCUCUCUUUCUUCGAGAUUGCUGGCAAGUACAAUAGUAUCCAUGGGCUUCCCUACAAGAAAUGGCCAGACAGGGACUGGAACAACAAGAUGGUCAGAGUCGACAACAAUUUCGGCGGAUUCUGCACUCACAGCUCGAUUCUCUUUCUUACCUGGCACCGUCCAUAUCUUGCUCUCUUCGAGGCGGAACUAUACAAGCAUGUCAAUGCUGUCGCCAACGAAUUUGAAGAGAGCGAGCGCAGGAGCGACUAUGUGAAGGCGGCCAAAGACUUCAGAAUGCCAUACUGGGACUGGGCUCGACCUGACCUUGGAGUCUUUCCAGCAGAGGCUACAUCCCAAGCUAGGGUACAAGUCAAGCGUCCCCAUAAUAACCAGAAGGAUUCUCGUAUCGAUCCAAACCCACUGGCAACCUACAAGUUUCGAGAGUCGCGCACGAAUACGAGCAUCAACCAGUUCCCGAGGGUCGGAGGCACCAUCCGCUACCCAGACCAGCCUAACAACAAUAGGAUGAUCCAGAGACUGACACAAUUCUUUUCUGGAACCGACCCUCAACAGGCUUCAAGAGGCAAGAAUCUUACGGAGCGUGUUAUUUUCAUCCUUCAGUCGUAUCGUGACUUUGGAUCUGCGUCCCACAAUCGAUUCAACCCACCGAAGCAACCGGGCCAGCCCAAUUUCGCCGAAUGGGGUAGCAUUGAAGACAUUCAUAAUGCUAUCCACACCUAUUCUGGGGGCAGUGGGCACAUGGGAAACCCAGCAAUUGCCGCGUUUGACCCGAUCUUCUGGCUCCAUCACACCAAUGUCGACCGGCUGUUCGCCAUCUGGCAAGCUUGCCAUGACAACCCCAACGAUCCAUCAACCUAUGUGACUGACCAACGCGCGAGUGAUAGUUGGGGUAACUUCAUCGUCAAAGCCGGUGAUCCUGAGACGAGCAAAACUCCGUUGGCUCCGUUUGCUCAGUCUGGCACCAAAGACAACCAAGUCUUCUGGACAUCCGAGGGUGUCAGAUACACCACCGAGUUCGGCUAUGUCUAUCCGGAGACUCAGUCAUGGAAGUUUCCCACCAAAGAGUCCAUCCUCAACGAGUUGGACCGUGUGUAUGGCAAGACUGCCUCUUUUGCCAACGUCUUGAGAAGUGGCGACGAAGACCUCAAAUCCUCCACCGAGGUGUUCAAGAGUCGUGCCAAGGCACAUUUGAAGGCGGUGAACUCUCCGGUCACCGCCACAGCCUUCUCGCUGGCUGCGGAACAGAAUGAGCAAAAACCCAUUCAGGACACCAAUGAGUCUGACGAUUUCAACCUCCCUGAGGAUCGUGACCUGAAGAGCUUGAUCGGUACCGAGAAAAAGUACCUUGAAUGGCUGGUCAACAUCAAGGCCGAAAAGGCCGAACUCGGAGGCAAUUACGUCGUUCAUGUGUUCCUGGGCAACCCCGACGACUCAGUUCCCUUGCUGUAUGCCACCAAUCACUCUCAUGUCGGUGCCUUUGCCACCUUCGGCCAAGACGAAACCACCUCGUGUAAGAAUUGCCAACAGGGGCGUGCUUCAGGGCAGAGGAUCACCGGUCAGGUCCCUCUCACCCUCGCUCUAGUCGAGCGUUACGUUGCCGGCCUCAUCGACAGUCUCGCACCGCAGCAUGUCAUUCCAUAUCUGCAGAAACAACUUCACUGGCGUGUCACGUUGCCCGGUGGUGAUCUCCAGUCUAGGAGCAACCUCAACAACCUCUUGAUCAGUGUCGUCACGAACGAGGUGACGAUUCCUAGCAACCCUACGGAUCUCCCAAUAUACGCUGAUGAGGUGAUUCCUCAACCAGAUGUCACCACUAACCGCGCUGGAAGUGGUCGUGGUGAUGGAACUGGUUAUGAUGGGACCAAUUUCUAG
Messenger RNA from Colletotrichum godetiae, 2049 nucleotides. RefSeq lists its product as uncharacterized. NCBI's taxonomy places the organism in Eukaryota, Fungi, Ascomycota, Sordariomycetes, Glomerellales, Glomerellaceae. Gene Ontology annotation, molecular function: oxidoreductase activity. The record is from RefSeq and is a predicted model, not a curated record. The transcript has 5 exons. Bases 1 to 2049 code for a protein of 682 amino acids.